Molecule: messenger RNA, 1482 nt
Organism: Beauveria bassiana ARSEF 2860
Lineage: Eukaryota; Fungi; Ascomycota; Sordariomycetes; Hypocreales; Cordycipitaceae
Product: ribose-phosphate diphosphokinase
Exons: 3
Coding region: 1-1482 (493 amino acids)
Biological process (GO): 5-phosphoribose 1-diphosphate biosynthetic process; purine nucleotide biosynthetic process; ribonucleoside monophosphate biosynthetic process
Cellular component (GO): ribose phosphate diphosphokinase complex; cytoplasm
Molecular function (GO): ribose phosphate diphosphokinase activity; magnesium ion binding
Source: RefSeq, a predicted model, not a curated record
AUGCGCAAUACGCUCAUCUUUGCGGGCAAUUCGUGCCCAGUUCUCACAAAACAGAUUUGUGAGAAUUUGGGCAUGCAGCCGGCCGACGCAGAGCUGACUCAGUUCUCUAAUGGCGAGACCAGCGUGCGGAUCCUCACGAGCGUCCGAGAAAAGGAUGUAUUCGUCGUCCAGUCGGGCAGUCCCAAGAUCAACGACUCUAUUAUGGAGUUGCUUAUCAUGAUCAAUGCCUGCAAAGGCGGCUCGGCCAACAAGAUCACAGCUGUGCUUCCAUAUUUUCCCUACAGCCGUCAGUCCAAGAAAAAGUCACAUCGAGGCGCCAUUACCGCUCGCAUGUUGGCCAACUUGCUGAACGUCGCUGGUGUCAAGCACGUUAUCACGGUGGACCUGCACGCGUCGCAGAUGCAAGGAUUUUUCCGAUGUCCCGUCGAUAACCUGCAUGCCGAGCCCAUUAUUGCGCGAUGGAUCCGCCGUAACGUGCCGCAGUGGAAGGAGGCCGUUGUCGUAUCAAAGAAUGCUGGUGGCACGAAGCGCGUGACAUCUCUCGCCGACGCUCUCAAGCUAAACUUUGGUAUGGUGACGACGGACCGCAAGCGAACUACCAACAUGUCUCAUAGCAUGAUUAUGAAUCAUUUUGAUACGGAGGAUCGUACGCCCGCGUUGGAGACUACCACCUUUGCUAGCAUUCGCCUUAAUAGGGAUGCUGAAGAGGUCUUCGCCUCUCAACAGGCUCAGGCCAGAAAAACCAUCAUCUCGGCCGACUCGCAAGGAUCUCCCAAGCGGUCGCACGCAGCCACGGAAAAACGCCAAAGUGGAAACGUGACGCCAACCCUCAAUGGUAGUGCCACACCGUCGACAAACUCGACCGGCCCAGCUGCCCAGGAUGAAGAUGGCUACGAUGACCAUAGGCCUCAAGAGGUCACUCGCGGCAGACUAGUCCACGGGCACGUUGUCGAAGACGACUUUCCCUCUCCCGAACAGGGACACAGCGACGGUGAGGAGGACCCAAUGGCCAUGUCACGCGCCUCUUCCUUUUUCGUUCCGGAAAAGCAGGCUCUUGGUGGAAGCAGCGACCCCACUGCCAGCUCCGAUGAGGAGGACAAUGUCUAUCAAGACACCAAGACGGAACACAUGAUUACCCUUGUCGGUGAUGUCAAGAACAAGACUGUCUUUCUAGUAGAUGACAUGAUUGAUAAGCCCGGAUCGUGGAUUGCCGCUGCGGAGACGGUCGUCAAGCGAGGCCGAGCCAAAAAGGUGUACUGCAUUGCUACGCAUGGCGUGUUCGGUGCAGACUGUCUGGAGCGACUGCAGGCGUGCGAAUGCAUUGACUCGAUUGUCGUGACCAACAGUUUCCCCAUUAGCGAGGACCGUGUCAAGGGCAUCACCAAGCUCGUCAUUCUCGACCUGUCGAUUCUGCUUUCGGAGGCUAUCCGGCGCAACCACUACGGAGAGUCAAUCUCGCCUCUGUACCAACACACAGACUGA